This is a messenger RNA of Aureobasidium musti, 1218 nucleotides long. NCBI's taxonomy places the organism in Eukaryota, Fungi, Ascomycota, Dothideomycetes, Dothideales, Saccotheciaceae. The record is from the annotation of a GenBank genome assembly.
AUGGCAAGCGAAGCAGUAGAGCCCCAGGCCGUCCAGGGCGCUGCAAGCGAUGAAGACAAGGAGAACAAGUUCCAGCAAGCGAUUGCUUCAUGGCGGAGUAUCUUCUUCCUUCCUAUUGUUCUUCUCAUACACUCGAUACUAAUACCUGCAUANGAUGUUGAUCUCACCUCCCUCAUUUCCACACUCGACACAGCUGCCUCAGACCUCGUCACACACCAACGCGACACACUGGUUCAGCGCAAAGAGCUCGCCCAAAAGACCAAAGACUUUCGCAAACUCGAAGAUGCCGCAAAGUUGGGCGAGAUCAAAGCACUGCUCAAGUCUUACCAGUCCUUUAUCGACCUUAUCUCCAACCAGUCCAAGUCAACCCAAUCCGCCUUUCUUCAAAUCUACUCGCCGCUGUCUGAAGCCCCCGAUCCGUACCCCCUGCUCGAAGCCUCAAUAGACUCGUUCGUUACCGCUCAAGAAGUGGUUCCCAAGCUUGAGUCUGAGAAUAAGCACCUCCAAGCCACCGUCGCCAAGUUGACAACACAACUCGAAGCAACGGAAUCCCAACUANNGAACAAGAGCGCUCUGCCAGACAAUCUUCACAAUCAAGUCAAGACACCAAGAUCAAGGGAAGUCAAGGCAUCUUGGAAUGCCGUUCUGAAAGAGAAGCAAGACAAUUGGGAUGCCCGAGAGAAGAGCUUGGAAGAAAAAGUUGAGAACCAAGACCGUCUGUUGAAGGAGCUCAAGGCUAGCUACGAUGUCGCUCACCGCCUAGGCAAGGCUGAAGAUGACACAUCAGACUCUGUACAAGGCGCAUCACAGCAGGAGCUUGAUCUGGUCAACCAAGAACUCGAAAAGGCAAACCUACGCUUGUCUGAGCUCGAGAGUCGCAACGAGCAACUGCGCCUCGAGCUCGCCCAGUCUACCGCACAUCAGAGCUCGUCUCAAACCGCCGUCUCGGUCGAAGACGAUCCUGCCUUCCUCCGUCUCCGCUCCGAAAACUCUCAGCUCCUACGAAAGCUCGAUGCACAGCGCUACGAGAAGGAUUCAGACAAGACGAAAUGGGACUCAAGUGUCAGAUCCCUCGAGAGGGAACUGGAAUCUCUCAAACAGGACCGUGAAAGCACCAAGCGCAAGUUGGACAAGUGCAGCGAUUAUGAUGAGGUCAAGCAAGAGUUGGACAUGCUCAAGGUAUGUUGCGAGGAUACAGUACGCAAAGUGCAUUGCUGA